AAUCAAUCAAUCACCAUGGAUUUCUCCACUCUGUUGCAACAAAACAUAGUUUUUACAAUUUUGGUCCCUCUGAUAAUCGCUCUCUUCAUCUUUGGUGCUAUCAGCCGAUCCAAAAGCAGCCAGAAAGGAGAUAAGAAACCGCCGCCGGAGCCUAAGGGAGGCCGGCCUUUCCUCGGCCACCUUCACCUCUUCGGAGGAGACCAGCUCAUACACAGAAAACUCGGGUCUUUGGCCGAUGAGUACGGACCCGCCUUCUUGAUCCGCAUGGGGAUCCACCCGACGCUGGUGGUGAGCAGCUGGGACGUCAUAAAAGAAUGUUUCACCACUAAUGACAAGAUCUUCCCCACACGGCCGAGGACGUUAACGGCGAAGAUCAUGGGCUACGACCACGCCUUGAUGGGUUCGGCUCCUUAUGGCCCCUACUGGCGCCACACGAGGAAGAUCGCCACCGUCGAGCUCCUCUCCAACCGCCGCCUCGAGCUUCUCAAGCAUGUUCGGGAAGCGGAAAUCAACCUUUUCCUCAAACAGCUGUAUGAGGAAUCAGUGGUGAACAAAGGCGUCGCCAUCGUUCAAAUGAAGGACAAGUUCUCGGAUUUGGCGAUGAACGUUAUAGUGAAGAUGGUGACAGGGAAAGGAUACAGCGGACCCGACGGGAGAAACGACGAGGAAUCCAAACGGUGCCAGAAGGCUUUGAAUGAUUUCUUUUACCUUGCCGGGUUGCUCACGGUGUCGGACGCGGUUCCUUUAUUCGGCUGGAUCGAUAUUUUGACCGGAACUGUGGGCAAGUUCAAGAAAACUGCCAAGGAGUUGGAUUAUGUGCUCGGAAGUUGGGUUAAUGAGCACCGUGAACGGAGGGCCGCCGGAAAUAUCAAAGGCGAAAAGGAUUUCAUUGAUGUUAUGUUGGAUGUGUUGGAUGACGGCAAGACUACGAAAGAAGAGGCUGAUAUUACUAUCAAGGCCACUUGUCAGAGUCUUCUUUUGGGAGGCAAUGACACCACAGUGCUAACACUUACAUGGGCACUAUCCUUGCUAUUAAACAACCGCCAUGUGAUAAGGAAGGCACAAGAAGAAAUCGAAGCUCAGGUAGGAAAGGACCGGCAAGUCGAGGAAUCCGACAUGAAGAACCUACCAUACUUGCACGCCAUCGUCAAGGAAGCGUUGCGGUUAUACCCAGCAGCUCCUCUCUCGGCUCCACGAGAAGCCAUGGAAGACUGCACGGUGGCCGGUUUUCAUAUCCCGAAAGGCACUCGACUUCUUGUGAACCUCUGGAAGUUGAUGAGAGACCCCAAAAUCUGGCAAAACCCUUCGGAAUUCAGGCCCGAGCGAUUCCUUAACGAACAUGCCGAUUUCGAUAUCAGGGGUCAAAAUUUCGAGUUCUUGCCAUUUGGUUCCGGUAGGAGGAUGUGUCCCGGUGUGACGUUUGCGAUUCAGAUCUUGCACUUGACGAUGGCUCGGUUCCUUCAUGGAUUUGACUUGGGGACGGUCUCCAACGAGCCGGUGGACAUGACUGAAGCACCGGCAUUGACUCUACCUAAAGCCGAACCGCUGGUGGUUACCGUCACUCCAAGGCUAUCUCCCAAGCUCUAUGCAUGAAAUAUCUUAUAGAUGAAUAAGCAUGGCGACUGGCGAUUCAUAUAUUUAUGUUUCUUCCUCUUCUUCUUACUUCUUUCUUUUCUUUUUGUACCCAAAA
Messenger RNA from Hibiscus syriacus, 1690 nucleotides. RefSeq names its product xanthotoxin 5-hydroxylase CYP82C4-like. The record is from RefSeq and is a predicted model, not a curated record. Gene Ontology annotation, biological process: defense response to other organism. NCBI's taxonomy places the organism in Eukaryota, Viridiplantae, Streptophyta, Magnoliopsida, Malvales, Malvaceae. Bases 16 to 1593 code for a protein of 525 amino acids. Gene Ontology annotation, molecular function: monooxygenase activity; iron ion binding; oxidoreductase activity, acting on paired donors, with incorporation or reduction of molecular oxygen. The transcript has 2 exons.